UUGUUCAUUAAGAUGUUCUUUCAAAGAAGACACGGAGUAUUUUGUGAUGUGUUAUCCCCAUUGCGCUAUUAUUCCAAUCGGUAUUCGGUAUUACUCGACGACCGCUUGCUUUUGACUAGCGUAAAGCGUCGCUAUUGCGGAUGCGAGUGUUUUUGUUAUUCGUGAUAUAAAAUAUCGUCAAAUCGAACUUAAACUCCGUGAAAAAUGUCCAAAAGUGAAAAUAAUUACUAAAGUAAUAAUCUUUAUGUUAGGAUGCGGUCACUGCGACUGUUUCGCUGUAGGCCGUUUUCAAAGCGCUGUUUAGCACUUCUUCUUCUGCUGCUGGCGUUUGGCGUGUACUGCUACUACUACUCGGUGACACCUGCAUCGUACCCAAAACCAAGUAAUAACAUCAACAGUCAGGAAGUUACGGCCCUAUCGGUAUCGCAGCGUGGCGGAAAUCGGAACAAGGCGAAACUGGAUCAAUGUCCGGUCAUCAGGCAGAGCUACGCGGAAAUCGACACCACAUCAAUUUUCUCCUUGUUUGACUUUCAGCCGAGUUGGCUUCGCACGAAGGAAUUCUGGGACAGGUCAUUUGAAGAUCGUUAUGAAAAAAUUAAAAACGACAGUCGACGACCAAGGCUAAAGGUUAUUGUGGUUCCACAUUCUCACAAUGAUCCCGGCUGGCUCAAGACCUUCGAACAAUACUUUGAAUGGAAAACGAAGAACAUUAUAAACAACAUAGUCACGAAACUCAAUCAGUUCCCCAACAUGACAUUCAUAUGGACGGAAAUAUCGUUCCUGAACGCCUGGUGGGAGCGCUCGCAUCCCGUAAAACAAAAGGCCCUCAAGAGACUGGUUAAGGAAGGUCGCUUAGAAAUUACAACAGGCGGUUGGGUGAUGCCUGAUGAGGCUUGUACACAUAUCUAUGCGCUUGUUGACCAAUUUAUUGAAGGUCACGUUUGGGUAAAAGCAAAUCUUGGUGUUGCUCCUAAAAUAGGGUGGUCUAUUGAUCCUUUCGGACACGGGGCUACAGUGCCGUACUUACUUGACAAAAGUGGUCUCGAAGGCGCCAUUAUACAAAGAAUUCAUUACGCAUGGAAAGAGUGGUUCGCACAACAUCAAAUUGAGGAGUUUCUUUGGAUGCCAACUUUUGACUCUGAAACCCCAACACUCUUAGUACACAACCAGCCCUUCGAUAUUUACUCUAUAAAAAGCACAUGUGGACCGCACCCCGCCAUUUGUAUCAGUUUCGACUUCAGAAAAAUACCUGGAGAAUACUCCGAAUACACCGCGAAACACGAAGUCAUAACGGAAAACAACCUCCAGAGCAAAUCCAAAACACUGAUGGAGGAAUACGAUCGCAUUGGAUCCCUAACGACUCAUAAUGUGGUACUCGUUCCUUUAGGAGAUGACUUCAGAUAUGAAUAUGGCAUCGAGUUUGAUGCCCAGUAUGUUAACUACAUGAAAAUGUUCAAUUACAUAAAUAAACACACUGAGUUAUUCGACGCGGAGGUUUCAUUUGGAACACCCCUUGACUACUUUAAAGCUGUGAAAGAAAGACUCGACAGUUUCCCCACACUGAGAGGGGAUUUCUUCGUCUACUCGGACAUAUUCAGCGAAGGCAAACCGGCCUAUUGGUCCGGUUAUUAUACAACAAGGCCUUAUAUCAAAAUUGUGGCACGACAAUUUGAACAUCACCUGAGAACCGCUGAAAUAUUAUUCACUCUCGCAUCAAAUUUCUUACGACAAUCGAACAAGCACAUGUUUGAAUCGUCUGAAAGGAAACUGGAAAAGUUUUACGAGCAAUUGAUAACGGCUCGUCGGAAUUUGGGAUUAUUUCAACAUCACGACGCCAUCACCGGCACUUCAAAGGCAAGUGUUAUGUAUGACUAUGGAACCAAGAUAUUUACAAGUCUGUAUCACUGCAUUCGUUUGCAAGAGGCCGCUUUGACUACCCUCAUGAUUCCUGAUAGCAAUUUACACACACAAAGUGUACUGCAAAGCGAAUUAGAGUGGGAAACUUAUGGAAAGCUGCCCAGAAAACUACUGGUGUCUACAAUCGAUAAGAAGAAGGUUAUUGUUUUUAAUUCUCUCGCUCAAAAGCGCACCGAGGUUUUAACCUUGAGAUCAAAUACUUCUAAUGUCCGCGUUUAUGAUACGUCGAAUAAGAAAUACGUUCCAAGCCAAGUGACACCGAACAUACAGGCCCACGAAGACGCGAAAUUCAGCAUCAGUGACACCAAUUUUGAUAUUGUAUUCGUGGCUACCGUAGGACCAUUCAGUGCUGUAACAUAUAAUCUCGAGGAAUACACAAAUCAUUCGCAACGUUGCGUGGUGUUUUGUAACAAUUGUACCGAAGACAAAUCAGACCCAGAAAAGCCUAACAACUUUGUAAUAAAGAAAAUGAUGCCCGGCGACAUUCAGCUGGAAAAUAAAAUUAUGAAACUUCUGGUUGAUAGGAACACCGGCUUCUUGAGGCAAGUGUAUCGAAAGGACAUUCGCAAGAAGAACAUUAUUGAUAUCCAAUUUGGCGCUUAUCAAAGCGCACAAAGGCAUUCAGGAGCUUAUUUAUUUAUGCCGGAUUACGAGUCUCCAGAAAAAGACGUGUUGUCACAGUAUAGUAAAGGAAACGUUAUGGACGAAGGAAACGUGGUCAUCGUUUCUGGGCCCGUUUCCACCGAAAUCACAACCAUCUACUUACCCUUCCUCGUUCACACGCUGAGGAUCUUCAACGUAGAUGACCCGGCGCUAUCUCACGGUAUAUUCGUAGAAAACAUUGUCGACUUCGAAAAUCCUCCAAAGAACAGGGAGACUGAGUUAUUUAUGCGAAUCCAAACCAAUAUUCAAAAUGGCGAAACACCUGAAUUCUACACGGACCAAAAUGGUUUCCAGUAUCAAAGGAGAGUAAAAAUGGAUAAAUUAGGUAUAGAAGCUAAUUACUACCCGAUUACAACGAUGGCAUGGAUACAGGAUGAUAUAACUCGGCUCACGCUGAUAACGAACCACGCACAAGGAGCGGCCGCCUAUGAGCCAGGUCGGCUGGAAGUAAUGUUGGAUCGCAGAACACUCUAUGAUGACUUCCGAGGUGUCGGCGAAGGCGUCGUCGAUAACAAACCAACUGUUUUUUCCAAUUGGCUCCUACUUGAACCAAUUACUAGCGAUCGUCCUAAAAGGGAGACUGUAUCACGCAAACAUAAGAAAAAAAUUAAGAGAAACAAACCGACCAAAUACGAGCUACCCUCGCGCACUGCAGAAUAUUUAAGCAGAACCCUCAGUUAUCCUGUGAACGCUUAUGUGGUUGACACCAGCGAAGUUGGCGAUAUCGAGGUCAAGGAGCAGCAAGGGUUUCUUGAAGAGUUCCCGCCGGGAGUGCACGUGUUGGCUCUGCGAACGAUCACAGAUGAAGUGUUAGAACAGUUCCCCAGUAGUUCAUGCUUCAUGGUACUACAGAGGCCCGGCUGGAGCUGCGAUAUCGAAGUUCCAAUGGCGAUGCCUAGCGCGAACUUUACAUCCAAAACAAAAUUCAAGGGUCUUGCCGUACAAAGCUUGUCUUCAGUCAGUUUGACCGGUCUCAAGACUUACAAAAAUCUAACCGGCUUAGAGGAAAUAUCUCUGAAACCGAUGGAGAUUAAGACAUAUCGUAUUAGAUUUUAGAGACUAUUUACAUAAUAGGUUAUUUACCGCUAUUAUUAUGGGUCGUGAAGAAGAGCUAGUGGAGAAGUAUACAAUUAUAAUGUUUAAAUAAUAAUUAUAAUAUAACACUCUAGUAUAUCGUCGUUCUGUAGUCGCUUUUUAUAGUGACACGCCAUCUUACGAUUGUUAGGUGUACUACGUCUAGAACCUAACCUAUUUCACAAUGGGGGUUACAAUUUAUACAGAAAAGUACGAAAAUAAGGCUGCCUCAGCCGCGACCCCUAUUGCGCUGUGAUUAUGAAAUAUUAAAUGAAUCUGCACUCUUGCUAAGAUAAUAUUUUAAACUUAUUAUUCAUUACGGGUAUUCUAUCUCAGUAUGUCCAGUCAUUAAGUUACUUGCGCUGUUUAAAAAAAUAUUAAAUUGUUACCUGUUUAGUAAAUGUUCCGUAAAUAUCAACGCCAUAUUGUAAUAAUAAACUUGACCUUGAUUACUUUACUUAAACCGAUGCCAUUUUUAUAUUAGGUCUCAAAUUCUCAAAUUAAAAUUUGUACUUGUUAUAACACACUACCUAAACAGCGUAUGUUUCUUAAUAAACUUAAAAUAUAGUUAAAUUUUAAAACUACCUCUGGACCAAAUAAAAGAUCUUUAGAAUCCCAGAUUCAAAAUUAUUUUAAAAUAAUUUAUUCAUAGUCAGUAGAAUCUCUUUUCAGUCAUCUGAAAUACGAAGCAUAAUAAUAAUAAUUUAAUUAUUUAAAAUAAUGAGCGAUUCAUAGCAUUUAUUACUUUUAAUAAUAAUUAUAUUUUAUUAACAACAUUCACAUGGUACAUAUUCAGAUUUUAGUUUUUAAUAAUAAUUUUAAAUUUCAUUAUUUCUAUUAAAUUUACAUCAAUUGUUGUAAAAAUAUUUUCAAAUUAACCUAUACAAUAUUAGUGUUAUAUUUAUCAAUAAUCAACCUAUACAGUGCAUAAACUAUAUUUAAUCACAAUUAGUGAACCUGGUAUAUUUAAUUAUUAAGAACUACUAACACUAUUAAAAAUGGAUAAAAAAUUAAAUUAUGCUAAGUGGUGUCUAAAUAUUAAUCAUGAAAAUUAACUAAAUAUUAAUCAUAAUACCUCUUAUUCAUAAUAGUCUGUUAACUUAGAGCAUUGCUAAUUCUCGCUCUGUUUUCUAUUGACCUAAGUUAGAAUGAGAAAAAACACUCCUUAGCAACUGUUUUAAGUUAGCGGACCAUUAUGAAUAAGGAGGAAUAUAUUUACUUGGUGUAUAGUUAGUUACAUAUAAUAACAAAAUAACACUGAAUUCCUAAUAGGACAUAGAAUGUGAUGUACAAUUUUCUUUACAUUGUAAGCUAUGGUUAUUUAAUAGAUACAUUUAUAUUUAUUUAAAUUGUAUACAUAAUUAUAAAGUUAAGUUUAAGUUCAACGCUUUGAGUUCAAUUUUUGAAUUAUCUAUUGAUUAAAUAUUGCCAUUAUACCAAAUAUUAUUUCAAUUUUAUAACUUUUGUGAUAGACAAUUAUUAUUGUCAUAUAAUUUUGUUAGCGCUUCGCAACAUUAUGCUUGUUUUGUACAUAUUGUAUAAAUAUUUUAGGCAACCAAUAAACACAGUAUUUUUGGUUGCAAUAAGUAUGAUUUAUAGCAAUAAGAUGCCCGUUUACAAUUUGUUAUGAUAAUUGUUCUAUCGAUGUAAUAAAAUCGUCAAAAUUUGGAAGCAAA
This is a messenger RNA of Leptidea sinapis, 5330 nucleotides long. It is a transcript of the gene alpha-Man-IIb, whose product is annotated as alpha-mannosidase 2. Gene Ontology annotation, molecular function: carbohydrate binding; alpha-mannosidase activity. NCBI's taxonomy places the organism in Eukaryota, Metazoa, Arthropoda, Insecta, Lepidoptera, Pieridae. Bases 253 to 3636 code for a protein of 1127 amino acids. The transcript is spliced from 8 exons. Gene Ontology annotation, biological process: mannose metabolic process; protein deglycosylation; N-glycan processing. Gene Ontology annotation, cellular component: Golgi membrane. The record is from RefSeq and is a predicted model, not a curated record.